AUGGCGUACGUCGACCACGCGUUCUCGAUAUCUGACGAAGAUCUAAUGAUUGGGACUUCGUAUACCGUCAGUAAUCGACCGCCGGUGAAGGAGAUCUCACUCGCCGUGGCUCUUCUCGUGUUCGGAACCCUAGGAAUCGUCUCCGGUUUCUUUAUGGCGUAUAACCGAGUUGGUGGUGAUCGAGGUCAUGGUAUGAUUGUUUCUAAUUUUCGCUCGCUUGUUCGUUUCUUGAAGAAACCUAGUUUGGGAGAUUUAGGGAAUUUUGAAGGGAGAUUUAGGGAAUAUUUUGAGGAAACUGUAUCUGGAAUUCAAUGA
Messenger RNA from Arabis nemorensis, 315 nucleotides. NCBI's taxonomy places the organism in Eukaryota, Viridiplantae, Streptophyta, Magnoliopsida, Brassicales, Brassicaceae. The record is from the annotation of a GenBank genome assembly.